GGGGAGAAAGAGAAGAGACACAGGAUACGUCGUCGUAGUCGUAGUCGUACUCGUCAGUCAGAACACGAUUUAUCCUCCGUAACAGUAGGAAAGAGAAAACAUCUCAAGUUCUAUCCACCCUGCGGUGUAACACGAGUGAGGUCCUGUCCUUCUUUACCCUGUUUUUGUUACGCGGUUUUAUUACAAGCUCCUAGCUGUUCAGAGAGAGAGUAUCGAUCGCUCAUCAUCAUGCCGGUUGAGGAUUUUCUCGGAAAAAAAUACAAGCUAUCCAACAGCGAGAAUUUCGAUGAUUUUAUGAAAGCUCUUGGUGUUAGUUUAGUAACCAGAAAAAUGGGUGCCAGUGUGAAUCCAGUCGUGGAACUUACUGAAAGUGACGGAACAUAUACUUUGAAAACUACCAGCCCUUUCAAAAGUUCCGAAAUUAAGUUCAAACUUGGUGAGGAAUUUGAAGAGGAGACACCUGAUGGUAGGAAAGUAAAAAGUGUUUGCACUUUGGAAGGCAACAAGCUCUUGCACAUACAAAAAGGAGAAAAGGAAACCACAAUCGAAAGAGAAUUCUCGGCAACAGAAAUGAAAGCGGUAAUGAAGGUUGAUGAUAUAGUCUGUACUAGAGUGUACACCGUUCAGAAUUAAUAUUCUUACGGAAUGUCUAAGAAAACUUGGCUGCCCGAUUCAUACUCUAAACAUACCAAGAAUUUUGCUCAUAAAAAAAAGCUUCAAAUAUAUAUAUAUAUAUAGGAGAU
Molecule: messenger RNA, 743 nt
Organism: Polistes dominula (European paper wasp)
Lineage: Eukaryota; Metazoa; Arthropoda; Insecta; Hymenoptera; Vespidae
Gene: fabp
Product: fatty acid binding protein
Molecular function (GO): lipid binding
Source: RefSeq, a predicted model, not a curated record